This is a messenger RNA of Anopheles cruzii, 7080 nucleotides long. RefSeq names its product mucin-17-like. Gene Ontology annotation, biological process: proteolysis. The transcript is spliced from 9 exons. The record is from RefSeq and is a predicted model, not a curated record. Gene Ontology annotation, molecular function: serine-type endopeptidase activity; protein binding. Gene Ontology annotation, cellular component: plasma membrane. The coding region runs from base 1 to 5919 and encodes 1972 amino acids. NCBI's taxonomy places the organism in Eukaryota, Metazoa, Arthropoda, Insecta, Diptera, Culicidae.
AUGGACGAUUCGUCCGGUUCGUCCAGCAACGUCGAUCGGCACCACCGCAAUGGCAGCGCCGGCGAUGGGUACGCGUACAAGAACGAGAUCUCGCUCUCGAUCGGUGACGGCGGCAGCGGGGACGAUCAGGGUUCACGCACCAACAGUACGGCCGUCCCGACACCGUCGCCCCGUCACGUCGAGCUACCGAUCGGAACACGGGCCGAUGGCGGAGACACGAGCGAGUACACGGCCCUCCGCCACGAACCAAUGGCAAUGGGCAACGGGAGUAAAUCGAACGGCGGGCUGGACAAUCCUGCGUUCGAGCCGGAACAGGCGAAGGAAAAGCGACCGCUCAGCUCGUUCGGUCACACCAACGAAAAGUCCCUCGGAGUGGUCUCGGUCAACGGCAAGGGCGCGGGCGAGAAACCGGUCGCGGAAGCCGUAAACCUGGAGCUGCUCAACAUGCCGUCCGGCAAGCUGCCGGCGGCCGCGAACGGGCACAACAACAAGAACGGUGGCACGAACGGGGCGGCCGGUGCCCUGCCGGUCAAGAAGGACACCGAGGUGGAUCUGGGCGAUCCGUACGACGAGUACUUUGUGCCGGUGAACGAGCACAGGAAGUUUAUGAGUGUCUCCUUCCAAAAGUCACGCCACGGGCGCACGGUAUACGGGCGCCAUGGUCGCGGCGUCGACUACGCGGGACACUCGGUGAAUGAGCCCGCCGCCGGAACGAUGGACUAUAAACAGUGGACCACAAUCACGAGAGGUGAGAAACUGUACGUCACGAAGGAUAAGCGCGAGAAGAAGCGAAAAAGCUGGCCCUUCUGGUUGCUCGGGCUGGCGAUACUGUUGGCCGUGAUCGUGGUGGCCAUACUGGCCGGUUCCGGCGUCAUCUUUAACGACUGUCCCACGCCGGUCGAAUCGCGCCAGUUCGGUGAUAAGGUGGCCACGGCCGGCGUGUUCGGGUUGGGCAAAUCACAGCCCGGCAAUGGCAGCUCCUCGUCGUCGACGGCCAGCAGCACCACGAGUACCGAUUAUCCGACGACAUCCAGACCUCCUCCGGUAGCACCGAUCACCACCACCGAAGGAGUCACCGUUUACGUGCCGAACACGCUCGAGGGACAAAUUACGCUGGCGAACGUGGAGUUCCUGGACGAUUACCGCAACCCGAACAGCUCGGCCUACAAGACGCUGGCCGCCGAGCUGGAGGAGGAGAUCAUCGACACGCUCAGCACGCCCGAUGCGCGGGGUCCAAUCUAUGUGAGGAUCUUGAACAUGAAGCCCGGUUCAGUGGUUGUGGACUACCGCGUCAGCUGGGAGCCGAAUGCGAUGGAAAUGUCCGAGGACACGAUGAAGCACCGACUGAACAACUACCUGCUGCAGAACGGCAACUAUCUGUCGACGUACAUAGUGCCAACGAACACGAUCCGUGUGGCUCGGCUGCCGGACCUGUGCGUCAUGAAGCGCUCGGCUAAAGACUGCGAGUAUGGCUGCACCUUCGAUGCCAAGGUCGGUGACUUCAUGUGCACUUGUCCGAGGGGAAUGUUGCUAAACGAUGAAGAUGGACGCACCUGCUACAGUCCAGUUCCGGCGAUCAACGUGGAUGAGCACAGCACGGAACCAAAGAGCGAGCCAGAACCUUCUGCUGAACCGGAGCCCGCUAGUGAACCGGAACCUGCUAGUGAGCCUGAAGCUACUAGUGAACAUGAACCAUCUAGUGAGCCUGAACCGAGUAGCGAACCCGAGCCAUCUAGUGAACCCGCACCAGCUAGUGAACCUGAACCAUCUAGUAAGCCGGAGCCUUCUAGCGAGCCAGAACCGGCGAGCGAACCAGAGCCGUCGAGCGAACCAGAGCCGUCGAGCGAACCGGAACCAGCGAGUGAACCGGAACCCACGAGCGAGCCGGAACCGGCGAGCGAACCGGAACCUUCCAGUGAACCAGAGCCGGCUAGUAAGCCAGAACCUACUAGCGAGCCCGAGCCAGUGGUAGAACCGGAGCCCACGGCUUCAGAAACCUCUACGAAUGCCUCCACGCAAGACCAUUCGGCCAAAUUGAUCAUCUCUUCGACGGAAGCGAUCGCGAGAACGAGCACACCAGAACCUAAGAGCGAGCCGGAACCAUCGAGUGAACCGGAACCGGCUAGCGAACCUGCAAGCGAACCAGAGCCAACGAGUGAACCGGAACCAGCCGUUGAGCCAGAGCCCAAGAGCAGCAAAUCAGGAUCGGCGGUAUCGAGCGAACCGGAACCUUCGAGCGAACCGGAGCCAACGAGCGAACCAGAACCAGCGAGUGAACCCGAGCCAACGAGCGAACCGGAACCGGUUCCAGAUACGGGCAGCGGCCUAGAGAAAACCACCGAAUCUGGCAAGCUACUAUCGUCUUCUGUUAGAACGUCCACCGAGCACGAAACCGUUACGACAAGCGAUCAGCAACGACCGUCCAGCACCAGCACGACGACGGAUGACUCGCAGCUACCGGACUUUAUGUUUGUCGAUAAAGAAUCGAUGAUGAAGCACCCUCCUAGCACGACCGAGGACACCCCCAAGCCCGUGGUGCCGGUAACAGAGCAGGCAACCAGCGAAACGCCCGCACCCGUAACGGAAAUGAUCGUCGACGACACGCCCGUGCCGAUGUCGUCGAACUUUUUCGUGUCACCCAAACCCACGACGACCACGGAGCCGUCGGACGGGUUUGAGGAGGGUCGCUCGUUGGCUUCGAACCAACCGACCGCAAGCGAAAGCACCGUGUACGCUACGUCCAGUCCGAUUUCGCUGGAACAGUGGCGUUCAUCGACCAGCUUCUCUACGACCACGGAAGCCCUAGGCCACAAGCCGGACACGGGACCCCUUCUUUCGACCCUUGAAACGUCCAGCAAAGGUGCCUCCUCGUACGCCGUAACGGAGACGGUACUGGAAGCCGAAACGGUGGCCCCGCUUUUGGCCACGCACAACGAGUCCCCGUUCCUGCCCGAGAUCGGCAACAAUACGAGCUUGGAGAACAUCCUGCACGAAGGCAUCGAUCGCCACGAGACGUACGAGAUCGAGUCGCAGCCACAGUUCCUGGAGGUGGUGCCACUGUCCAAGGAGAGCGAUCGCAACGACUACAAGAAGCAGUUGAAUUCGCGCGUCACGGAAACGAUCAUCAUCACCACGACCAUCCGCAGUCCCGUGCCAGUGACGGAGUCGUUGGAAGAGCUUCUGAAUGUGGCCAGCUCCAAGAAUAUUGUCGAGCAAACGACCAACAGCGGCGAAGACGUGGCGAUUACCAGCACCGAGCGCGGUGACGAAGAGCACACCACAAUCGUGAUGGACCAGAUCAACGGCACAAAGUUGGCCCCAGCAGGGGUGUCUCAAACGGUCACGCCUGUGGGAAAGUCAAACUUUGAAGAAAGUACCGAAAUGGUACAAAUAACCACCAGUGCGGAAGAACUAGGGUCGACCACGUUGCAAGUGGAACCGGAGCAAAUCACCUUCGUUCAAAACUCGGAACCCUCCGUGAAGACACAAGGUUCCGCGGAAACAUCAAGCACUACCGUAAUGGCUAGUACCAGCACCAGCACAAGCACUAGCACGAGCACAAGCACCACUACCGAGACAUCAUCUUCGAUGGCCCCACCAUCGACCGAAACACUGCCACGGAUUACGGCCAUCGAGAAGGAUCUGAUCAAUCUGAAGGAGAACGACCUGGCGGAUGAUAACGAUAUCUCCGAAAACGAACUACGGGUUGUGCCACUGGAACGUUUUAGUAAAGAUCCGGGCCGGCUAGUGACGGACACCGUUCGGUCCGUCACAACCUCCAGCCAGCCGUCCAGCGAGAGCCCGGUGCCCACCUCGACGACCGGUCAUUUUUUAGACGAAACGACGUUUCAUUUGAUUAGAUCAGAGCGAUCAAAUGGAACGUCGUUAAUCGGAAGUGGCUUUUCUGACAACGGCCAGAUGACGACGACCACCACGGGCAGCAGCAUCACCAGCAGCACCACGUCGAGCAACGUGGAUGUACAGAGCGAGCGAAUCGAGACACUGCUCGGUUCGGCGGCCAUGUUUACCAAGUGUGCUGUCGGCCAGUUCGAGUGCACCAACGGAACCUCCAUCAAGGACGGUAGCUCGUGUAUCCAGAAAUCGGAGCGCUGCGACUCGGUGUCGCACUGUUCCGACAACUCGGACGAGCAGGACUGCGAGCGGCUCGGGUGCCCCGGCCACUUCCAGUGCCUCGAUGGGGUCUGCCUCGCCCGGCAGCACGUGUGCGACGGCAUAGCGCACUGUCACGAUGGCUCCGACGAGCAGGACUGCAGCCAGUGGCAGUGUAACUUCGACGAGCUCUCGUGCAAUCCGGCCACCGGCAAUGGGCCGUGUUUGCCGGCCCUUUGGAAGUGUGACGGGCUGGAACAGUGUGCCAAUGGGUUCGACGAGAGCAACUGUCCGGACACGUGCACGAACGAUGAGUACUUCUGCCCGAGUCAGCGCAAGUGCAUCCCCGAGGCGUGGCGUUGCGACGGAUCGGUCGAUUGCACCGACGGUGAAGACGAGCGGCUGUGUGACUGUCCGCAGGAUAGCUUCAAGUGCAACACCGGUGGUUGCGUGGCCGGCGCGUUCGUUUGCGACGGCCAUCCGCAGUGUCCGGAUCGGUCGGACGAGUGGAACUGUCACCAGUUGGAACCGGCGGAUGGAUCGCUGCGCGUGAAGCGCAACUCUACGGAGCCGCUGGCCGUGUGCGGUGACGGAUGGAACGGGAAGCUGGCCGACCUGGUGUGCGCCGAGCUGGGUUUCGUGGGCGCGAGCAAAAUUACGUUCACCAGCGUCAGCAACCGGUCGCAGGGAUACACCAUGUAUCGGGCGACGGAGAAGGAUCGGCUUGCGUUCGAAGCGAUCGAUUCGAUGAAGUGCAACAAAGGGUUGCAGCUGGAAUGCGAGGAGUUCCGAUGUGGUCGCGAAGGGGUACACCCGUCACUCGCGCAACGGACUACCGGUGGCACCGUGGCAGAUCACAGCCAGUGGCCCAGUUUGUCGUUAGCGUUCAGCAACAAUGCAGCCAUCAAGUGUACGGCCAACAUAGUAUCGCCCCGCUGGGCACUCACCAGCUACACCUGCAUCAUGGGCAAAACCGAGUUCGUCAACAAUCGCAACGUUGCCGACAUGAAGUGGAAGCUGUUUGCCGGAAGAUCGCAGUUUAACGCAUCGCUUGGAGAGCUACCGACGACGGCCACGCGGUCCACCGAUGCUCCGUACCAGAUUGUGGAUGUCAAACGAAUCGUACCGUAUCCUCAGUCGAAAUACAAACAAUUCAUGUACACCGGCGAUGUGGUGCUGCUGGAGCUGGCCAGUCCCCUGCGGUUGAGCGACAUCGUCGGAAGCGUUUGUCUGGCGAAAGCACCCAUCAGCAUCGACCCGGAGCAACUGUGCGUCACCGCCGGUUGGGGUUCGGAUCUCGAGAAUACGGCCACGACGGAACAAUACCUCAAGUACCUGCCCGUUCCGACGGUGCCCACGGAGCGGUGCAACUCGUCGAUGCACUACAACGGUGCGCUGCCGGAGAGCACCAUUUGUGCCGGGUAUCUGAGCGGCAACAAGACAACUUGCUACAACGACGAAGGUGCGCCACUGAUGUGCUACAUCGACGGUACCGGCCAGUGGCAGCUGGAAGGUGUUCUCAGUUACCAUGGCAACUGUGGCAAGCGGCCACAUCCGGCCAUUUACAAUGCGAUUACCUCAAACAUUUCCACCUGGAUCCGGUACACGGUCGGCAAUGACCGAAUGUUCGAGCAAACGGUGGUGACGGCGGCACCGCCCGCAGCCGCCGCAUCAUCACUUCCAACCUCAACGGCGGCAGCGCUCACGGAAAGCAGAGCCGCCGUGGCAAACGUCUCGGCGGUAGAUCAGACGGACAGCAGCACGACGCCAGCGACGGCGACAACCACAGCCUCGGUAGUUGCACGGUAAAGCGGCCCACAAACCGAACCAAUACCUAUCCAUCUCUGCAUGUAGAGUGCCACGUGUCCACGCACGGACCUGUGGCACGUUUGUAAAUAGGGCAGGGGAACGAGAGAGAUAGGUGUGUGGUACACAAGAAGGUCCGACCCAGGGUCACCGGACCAACCGGUCGCAGUCGAUCUGGCUGGGGACAACCUAAGUAGUGGUAGCCAAGCACGAUUGGCAAGGGUUGCGCGAUCGUAUGACAAAAAGGAAAUCACAAAUCAGAACAGAAAACCGAAAAGAAAGUAGGCGAGAAGGAGCAGGAAAACCUAGUCACAAAAGUCGAAUACUUUGUGCCAACGAAACGAGAAACCGCGCUGCAUAAACCGAUGCGAACCGAUGGCGAAAGAAUGCCGGGGACGAGAACCGUAUAAUCCUAGCGCGCGCCCUGAGAGUCCUUCCUGGGAGCUGCGAGAACGAACUGUGUACAGUGAGUGAGAAGAGUUGCUUCCACGGUGAACUCUGAUUGUGGGGCAGUUGGAAAUAAUGACACAUAUGCGCGUUGUCAUGGUGAGCAACAAUAGCGCCCCGAUUGGUGCGAUAGACGAAAGAGAAUAGUAAUCCCCCCCCCAUGCGUUAGAUUUAGCGACAAGUACUGAAAAAUCACUAUAAACACAGUAAAGUAUGGGAAAACUGAUAAGAAAAUACUAUUUGCAAUCGACGAGAUAGAUAAAUCGGAUGGAAACUUUAGCCCAACAGCGGACCUGGAUGGAGGAGAGCCGCAUUAGGCGAUUAGAGGCAGGAGGUUCUAGGCUUGGGAGGUUGUAGAAAAAUUGUUACCCGUUUGUGAGGGGCCACACCGUGUCCGUGUGCGCUCCGGACAAUGCAACCGGAAUCGAUUUCCGCUGCAAAAGAACCAAUAUUAACACCUAGUAGGUAACAACACACCGAACCGAAAGUUCUCGCUUUCGAGCUGUGUGCUUUUACUCAUUUUACAUCCAUGUUACUUUUGUAUAGGCAAUAUGACUGGCGCUUAAGAGGGUGGUGUUUAAAAUUGUCUUCGAUUUUUUAAUGCUGCACUCGCUGAACUCAUCAUAGGCCACCACAACUUGAUCCGCAGCAGCAACAAUAUGGGAGCAGCGUGCAGAGUUUGUUUGUAUGUAAAGAAAUAAAAUAAUAAAAUUAGGA